UUCGAAUAGUAUGGAAGAAUGUGGAAAUAUUUUCAAUGUUUAGAAUAAAUUUGCAGUUACUUUUUAGCAGAAUAAAAUGAAGAUGUACAUUACAGUUUCCUUUUAAAGCGUUCAUUAAUCAAAUAUUAAAAAGAUGUCGGAUAAUAACUAUGAGGAUGACAAGCCGUUCGUGGUGGAAUAUGCCAAAACUGGCUUAGCAAAGUGUAAAAAAUGCAAAUGCCCAAUCGAUAAAGGCCAGGUGCGAAUCGCUAAACUUAUGGCCAAUCCUUUUGGCGAAGGAAAAAUGAAGUGCUGGCAUCAUGUGAGUUGUCUUUUCGAAAUUUUCACAAAGCAGCGCGCUACCACUAAAAGAAUUGAAAAUCCCGAGGAGGAUUUAGGUGGUUGGAAUAAUCUUUCCGAUGAGGAUAAGGAUGUUGUAUUGAAAAAACUUGCUGAAUUUGAAGAUGCCGAACCAUUCAAAGCUGCAAAAGCUAAAAUGAAGUCUUCAAGUGCUCAAAAGUCUAUCACGUCAAAGAAAAAUACUAUGAAUGAUUCCAAUACAUCUCGAAAUAAAAUUUCACAUGAAAACGAAACUAAACAAUCUCUUAUGAAACGGCAGUAUUCAAAAGAUGACAUGUUUUUAGAAUUUCAGCGAAUUUGUAAUGAUCUUUCGAAUUGCAGUUCGUACUUGGAAAAAACUGCUAUCGUCAAGAAAUUGUUCAAAAAAGGAACUGAAAAAGAUGGGUUUCAAAGCGAUGUAGUUUUGUGGUGCCGAUUAUUCUUGCCUGUCGCAUUAAAGAGAAUUUACAAUCUUCAAAGUAAAGCAUUAAUCAAACUGUUUUCGCGUAUUCUCAAGCAGGAUGAACAAGCAAUGCUUGAGGAUUUGGAACAAGGCGACGUAGCCGAAACGAUAAAGGCCUUUUAUGAAAAAAGCUCGGCAACAAAGCCACAAAAUACCAGCACUCUUACUUUGCAGGAGGUCGAUGAAUUUCUGGAAAAGUUAUCAACACUAACGAAGGAAGACGAGCAAAUUUAUCAUUUCAAAACAAUUAUUAGAAGGUGCACCGCCGAUGAUUUAAAAAUGUUAAUACGCCUCAUCAAGCAUGACUUGCGAAUAAAUGCCGGACCAAAGCACAUACUUGGGGCUGUUCACGACGACGCCUACGCAGCAUUCCAGGUAUCUCAGGACCUUCCAACGAUCGUGCGACGUUACUUUGGAAUUUCAUCAGGCACAUUGAUCAACUCUGUUGGUGACAGCAGCGCUUCAACAUCCGCUUUGGCGAAAUCACCACGAGUUGCCAGUCUCGCCCUUAUGACCCCCGUGUUACCGAUGCUCGCAGAGGCUUGUAAAUCCGUCGAGAUGGCUAUGCAAAAGUGUUCUAAUGGCAUGCUAGCUGAGGUAAAGUACGACGGAGAACGAAUACAGGUGCACAAGCAUGGGAAUGAUUUCCGGUAUUUUAGUCGAUCAUUGAAACCCGUCCUGGCACACAAAGUAAAUUUUUUAAAAGAAUACAUACCCAAAGCAUUUCCACAUGGCGAUGAUUUAAUACUUGACGCUGAAAUACUCUUGAUCGAUACUCGAAACGGUCAGCCCUUACCUUUUGGGACGCUAGGUGUACAUAAGAAAGCUGAAUUUAAGGACGCAAACGUAUGCUUAUUCAUUUUUGAUUGUAUUUACUACAAUGGGCAAUCUUGGAUGAAUCGAACUAUGAAGGAGCGUAGGCAAUUAUUAGAAGAAAAAAUGACACCUAUAAAAAAUAUAAUUGUUCUAUCUGAAGUUCAGGAAAUAAAUGAUUCUAAAACAUUAGCUGAGCUUAUUGUAAAAGUAUUAAAACUCGGUCUUGAAGGAUUAGUUUUAAAAGAUGUCAAUAGUCAAUACGAACCUGGAAAGAGGCAUUGGUUGAAGGUAAAGAAGGAUUAUUUAUUUGAAGGAGCCAUGGCCGAUAGCGCAGAUCUCGUCGUUCUCGGCGCUUGGUAUGGCACUGGUCAAAAAGGUGGAAUAAUGUCAGUAUUUUUAAUGGGUUGCUAUGAUACUGAACAUGAUAUAUGGUUGACAGUGACGAAGGUGCAUACCGGCCAUGAUGAUGCUACUUUGGUUGAACUUCAGAAUACUUUGGAUAUGGUAAAAAUUGGUAAAGAUCGUAAUCUUGUUCCGAGGUGGUUGAAAGCAAAUAAGCCAAUGAUCCCGGAUUUUGUUGCACGGGAUCCAAAGAAACAACCAGUAUGGGAGAUCACGGGUGCUGAGUUUACUAAUCAAGGGGUGCACACUGCUGAUGGUAUCAGUAUAAGAUUCCCUCGGGUGACACGCAUUCGUGAUGAUAAGGACUGGCAAACAGCAACCAAUCUGCAGGAACUGCGAGUAUUAUUCAACAGAAGCUCAGAGUCGGUUGAUUAUUCCCUGUUACUUGGUUCUAUUAAUAAUAAAAGGGCUUUCAAUGAGGAUGAUGAGCCCACGAUAAAAAAAAAACCAAAGAAACCAAAGCCUUCCGAUGACAAGGAGCAUUAUUCAUCUGAGGACAUCAACAUGGAAGAAGACGACGAAGAAUCUGUUGAGAAGUUGGAUAGCAAAGUUAAGAUGGAAAUCACAGAAAUAGAUAAACAUAAGGAAGUUAGAAAGAGGACAUCCGACAAGAAAAAAUCACCGAAAAAAUCACUUGGUAAAUUGAUGCAAUGCUGUAAUGAUAAUCAGAGAGUUAAAAAGGAGGAAGAAACUGAAACUUCUACUUCUUUGCAUGACGUUGUGAAUAAGAAGGAGAAAGCGGAUUUUUAUUCUUUUAUCGGAACUGACUAUAUUGAAUACAAUGCUGCGGGAAGCCCCUUAAAUUGGAUAGAAGGUCGGAAACCACCGAAGCACUUGCCAAAGGAUGCUAAGCCCAUAACCGAACGAGAUGAAACUAAAUUUAGAUCUCGUUGCUUAUUAGCAGACGUAUGCGUUUGUUUGGCUAAGGACUUGAGCUACGAGAGGAGGAACAUUCUGCGGCGAACUCUAAAGACACUUGGUGCGACGAUUUUACCGAAAAUGGAGCAAUCCCAAGCGACUUACGUGAUUCAUGGAGUCUCGCAGGUGCCUGCAACGAUUCUUCUGGAAAAUGCUGAUGUAUCCAAGACAGCAAGGCACGUGACGGAGUCCUGGAUAGAAGCUACUAUCACUCACUGCAAAGUUCAGAAUCCAGUGGAACAUGCGGUUACUUUGACGGGAGUUUAUUGUUCCUGUCCAUGCUCACACACCGGUAGAGCAAACUCAUGACUGUUGAUCGUUCACUAUAAAAAUGUCACCGUUGGUAAUUCGUAAUUACUUUUUCAUGAUUAAAAUUACAUAAAUCAAUUUUUGUUUGCAUAGCUAUAUGCACAGAAUGUACUUUCAAGGAAUA
This is a messenger RNA of Phymastichus coffea, 3350 nucleotides long. It is a transcript of the gene DNAlig3, whose product is annotated as DNA ligase 3. Lineage: Eukaryota; Metazoa; Arthropoda; Insecta; Hymenoptera; Eulophidae. Gene Ontology annotation, molecular function: DNA binding; zinc ion binding; DNA ligase (ATP) activity. The record is from RefSeq and is a predicted model, not a curated record. Gene Ontology annotation, cellular component: DNA ligase III-XRCC1 complex. The transcript is spliced from 20 exons. Gene Ontology annotation, biological process: DNA biosynthetic process; mitochondrial DNA repair; double-strand break repair via alternative nonhomologous end joining. Bases 134 to 3226 code for a protein of 1030 amino acids.